AAGCAAAAGAUAGAAAGUGUUUGACGAUCAUCAACAUAAAUCAUCAGAAAUCUACCUUUUCUGAGGGUAGAACCGUGACACUUGUCCAUCCUGUGACCAUACAGAGCGCUUGUCAUGAUGAACAGUCAGCAGUCCAGUCCGAGACCUCAGGCUGUUUCCAUGGCGACCACUUCACCUUCAACAGCAACGCUGUCCCCGGCUAACUUGAACCCACCAAUACUAGUAGAGCAGCCUAAAAAUCUGAUGAUGUCACCGUCUCCUUCAGCGUCGUCUCCAGUCAUCCUCCCUCCUGUUGUCCCGCCUCCAGCUCAUCAACGUCUCUCCUUACCACAGCUGACUAGUGCACUCACAUCAGCGAAUCUGUCUCCAAACAGUGGUUUGGGACCACCAACCCUAAGCCCGUCCCAUCAUCCUCACCACUCUCCCUCGGCCGUGUUUCCCAGCGGAUCCUCCCCUGUAUCAGCGUCUCCAAUACCCAUGACUGUAACCAGUCCGAUAGGCAAGCAUGGUGGGUGUCUCAGUGCUCUAACCGCCUCUGUGAACGCCCUACAGCGCCCCGCCAGCACCUCCGGCCACUACCUCGUCCAGCAUUCCCCAAAGAGCCCUCCAUCAACAGCUAUGGUCAGUGGGGUACCAGUCGGCAUAAGACACCUCCGUCCAGUGCUCAAGACCUCAGUGGGAGGCAAAUCAGACCAGGCGGUCAUCAUCACCACUCAGACCCCGAUAUUUAACCGAUCUCACCACUCACAGACCACCACAACCAUGGUGAACCUCCCGGGCACAUCCCCGAUGUCCACCCUGGUGCGCGUGACCCCGUCAAUGCAGCAGGCUAUUCACAACGCCCAGCCACGCCCUCUCAUCAUCCAACCCCGUAUGAUGGGCGGUUUGGGGUUAAUCACCACCGCCGAUGUACCCCUGAUACGCGGCGUCACCUCAACAAUGGUGAACAACCCCACCCUGAUUAACCCAUACAACGUCCCCCAGUCAAAGCUUCACUCUGCCCUGACUGGUUUCAGUGAUGGAUCACCACCUAGAAUCCAUCUCCCUCCCUCCCCACACGGGCCUCUUAGCUUGGUGGCACAGGUCCAACCCCAAGGAAAAUGCACAUCCUUCACCAUGCAUCCAUCCAAGUCAAUCCCCCACGCCAAUGUUACGCUCCAUCCUCAAAUGAGACACAUCGCCCCUGCUAAAGCCCCAAUAUCCCACGUCCCGUUGCAACCUAAACGACCCCCACCUUACCCAACCGGGGCCGGGAGUCCCAUAUCCCAUCAUCCACUGUCGCCCGGUGCCUCAUACGCCAUGAAACACAACAUUUCCAAAAUGAAGAAUCCCUCGCCUGCCACCAAACCAGGCUCACAAGUUAAACCGAUCAAGCCAGUCCAGCAGCAAGGUCAACGGUCAGAGGUCAAGAUGGUGAAACCCGUGCAACGGGAGAAGAAAUCACCCUUGAUCCCGGUAGCUGUCCCACCCCUUGUGGUUCCCACCGCACCCGUUAGACCUGACGUGACGUCUACGGUAGAACCACAACAACAGACGAAAGCACCAGCUGGCCAGUCGGAGCUGGUCACUCUUCAGCCGAGGGCAGAGGUCGUCGGGGUGACCGAGGGGGUGGCCAGAGUGGAGAGACAAAUCCCUAAGGCUGUGGUCAAACCUCAGGUGCUGACCCAUGUCAUUGACGGUUUCAUCAUUGAAGAGUCUAAAGAACCGUUCUCGAACUGGAAACAGACAGGAGCUUGCGCCAACCUGCCUGCUUCAAGAAUCGGCCCGUCCUCUCUGUGGUCCGAUGAGUACCCUCAACUAGACCCAAGGUUACAGCAGUCUCAGAUGAGCGCAAGGAGAGACGAUGGACGACAACAAGAUGGAAUGCAGUCGCUUAAACGUUCAGCGCCUGAUAACCAAGAGAUGUCCGAUGGCAUGCCGCUCCGCUGCGAGUUCUGUGGCAAAGUAGACCGCCCUCACAAGUUCAAACGCUCCAAGAGGUUCUGCUCGCUGGCUUGCAGCAAGCGCUACAACGUGGGCUGCAGCAAGAGACUCGGGCUGUUCGCACCGCAACGGGAGAACCACGAGAGGAUUAAGCAUAAGAUGAAACUACAAGUGAAGGCAAAACCACUCAAAGGCUCCAGAGGGAAGCACGGACGUCUCAGCUUCAAUGUCGACAGACCGUGGUGUACUGGUCAGUCAUUCGGCCACUUUCCACAAGGGGAAAGGAUGUACAGUCAAGACCAGCAGCAGCAGGGAAGCUCCUCGAUGUCCACUACAUCUGCUGCCAUGUCCAAUCCCACCGCUGCCACCAACCAAGAUAGGGAAAGCAACAGCAGCAGCGCUGGACCGUCAGAGGAAUCCUCAUCCCUGGAGUCGUCCAUGACUUUCUCCCCGUCUCCCAACAGCGAAGUGGACGAGACUCCACCGGUUUCGGACGAUGCCUUCGAUGAUCCGGCCGGUCCUGAAGGAGAUCCGGCCAAGUGGUCGGUCCAAGACGUCUACGAUUUCAUCCACACACUACCAGGCUGCUCGGAUUACGCCGACGAGUUCUUGAGGCAGGAGAUCGAUGGUCAGGCCUUGAUGCUUCUCAAGGAGGACCACUUGAUGACAGCAAUGAACAUGAAACUCGGUCCAGCUCUAAAAAUUAUCAGCCGAAUUUACUCGCUGAAAGAGAAAAUAUAACCGAGAACCAAUUUUUCUUUGCAGUACUGCGGAAAGUGAUCUUAGAAGCUAAGGUCCAAGGUGGUUGAGGUCAUGACCUCUGUGGCCCCCAUGUAAUUUCAGGCCUGGUGGUCUGUUUUAUUCCGACUGUAGAACCUAAUAUCUUUGCAGUACUGCAGAAAGUGAUUUCUGAGUGGGACCAUUUUUUAAAAAGACGUGGAAGCCAAGAUCCUGGGCGAUGUGACUCUUAUGAAAUUUCAAGCCAGGUGUUCUCUGUGUUAUUCCAGCCGUAGGACCAGAGAAGCAGUGUCAACUGUAAUUAGUACCUUUUUAAUACAUUUAUUUAAGUAUUUAAAUAUUAAUAUAAAAUAGGUCAUGUUAAAUGUCUUGUGAACUUGUGAGAAUUGUUUACGAUGUGUAUCUAGCAUGGAAUAGUGUUGUUCUUGUUGGUAAAAAAAAUUAGAUCUUUUCUAAAAAGAGGCACUUCCAUUGAAAAAUGAAAAAGUCUACGGAAACAAUUUUCAUGAGGUUUAGCAUGUUCAAAAAAAGAAUUUGAAAUCGUGUUUUGGUAUAGUAGUGAUGUUCUGCAUGUGAACUGUGUGGGACGGAUUGUCUAUUUUGUGUUUAUGGAGUUAAAACAUUUAACAAAACUUAAAGGCAGUGGACACUAUUGGUAAUUACUAAAACUAAUAAUUAGCAUCAAAACU
Asterias rubens (European starfish) is the source of this 3350-nucleotide messenger RNA. Its product is annotated as polyhomeotic-like protein 2. NCBI's taxonomy places the organism in Eukaryota, Metazoa, Echinodermata, Asteroidea, Forcipulatida, Asteriidae. The record is from RefSeq and is a predicted model, not a curated record. The transcript has 8 exons. The coding region runs from base 115 to 2664 and encodes 849 amino acids. Gene Ontology annotation, molecular function: protein binding; zinc ion binding. Gene Ontology annotation, cellular component: PRC1 complex; nucleus.